Solanum pennellii is the source of this 1191-nucleotide messenger RNA. Its product is annotated as TRAF-type zinc finger domain-containing protein 1. The record is from RefSeq and is a predicted model, not a curated record. Bases 198 to 779 code for a protein of 193 amino acids. Lineage: Eukaryota; Viridiplantae; Streptophyta; Magnoliopsida; Solanales; Solanaceae. The transcript has 6 exons. Gene Ontology annotation, molecular function: zinc ion binding.
GUCAAAGUGGACUCCAUUUUUCUUAGCUAAAGAGAGACCAACAGUCUCUCCCUCUUCAAUCCAACAAACAAAAAAGGGAUAUAAUUCUCAGAUCAAUCAUCGAUCAUUCUAUUGAUCCUUUCGAUAAAUCCAAUUCGAAGAAUCUUUAGAUUUUAAUUCGAAGGGAGAGAUUCUUGUUGAUCUUUUGGGGCGGAGUAAUGGCUGUAGCUUCUGAUCAAGCCACCAGCAUCUGCAGUCACUGUGACAGAGCAAUUCCUUCCACCAAUCUUGAUCUUCAUUUUGCUCACUGCUCCCGGAAUCUUGAAAAAUGUAAAAUCUGUGAGGAUAUGGUUCCUAGAAAGUUUGCGGAGGAACAUUUCUUGAGCACUCAUGCUCCGGUUGCCUGUUCUUUGUGUAGCGAGACAAUGGAACGUGAGAUUUUAGCUGUUCAUAGAGGUGAAAAUUGCCCAAAAAGGAUCGUGACAUGCGAGUAUUGCGAGUUUCCUUUGCCUGCAAUUGAUUUAUUUGAGCAUCAGGAAGUAUGCGGGAACCGGACAGAAUUAUGCCAUCUUUGUAGCAGAUACAUUAGACUCCGAGAAAGAGAUGUUCAUGAGAGUAGAUGCAAUGGAAUGAUAAGUAAUGUUGCAGAAUCUUCCAGGAACACACACACAGCCGAAAGAGACCGUGGUCCACCAAGAAGGCAGCCACAAGAGUUCUCCAGAAAGCGGCUUCUGUUCACAAUCGCCAUAACAGGCAUUGCUGUUUUAUUAGGCUCACUUCUUUUCCAGAGGAAAGUCUAGCAGACUCAAGUGCACUAAUACCAAAGGCGCUAUUGAUAGGCUCUUUACCUAUCAACCAUCAACUGAUACACCUCAAAUCACUAGAAUUCUCACUUAUCAGAGAACUUACCAUAAGUAUAAUGACUAUAUGCCUAAGAAUUCCGUCUGUACAAGUAGUUAAUAUGCGAAUCCAUUUCUUAUGAGAUGAGUUGAACUGCUUACAGGGUGUUGUGUAAAGUGGAAGUUGAUAAAAUUGUAGUGGUAGUGAAAAUAAUGUGUCUGCCUUUUUGAACAUUUCGGUCCGUCAUAAAGUGGAAGCAGUUCUUGUUGAAGUAAUUGUGUUUGUAUCAAAGUAUUAUUCAGUGAUGAUUAUGUUAAAUGGCUGUAUCAUGCAUUCUGCUUUGAGGUUACAAAAUUGCCAUUACAGAGUUAA